Polistes canadensis is the source of this 3042-nucleotide messenger RNA. RefSeq lists its product as uncharacterized. Bases 403 to 1416 code for a protein of 337 amino acids. The record is from RefSeq and is a predicted model, not a curated record. Lineage: Eukaryota; Metazoa; Arthropoda; Insecta; Hymenoptera; Vespidae. The transcript has 10 exons.
CAACAAUCUUCUUGUGUGUAUACCUUCGGAACCACACCUUCGUCUUUAAUUUUUCAGGGUGGUGGUAAACUGAAGUUUUUCGGCGGUCACAGGGUCCGCGCAGAGACCGACGCGCAUAUUAUUCAUUCGCGCGAACGCAUUCGACUGGGUUCAUCCGUUCGUGAACCAUCGAGACCACUUCAGUCUGUGUACAGUCUGCAGUCUUCGAACAUCCUCCUUCGAAAAUUUAUCCUUCAAUUCCGAGAAAGAGGAUCGAAAGAAGAGUAAAUUUGGAAGGCUGCAUUUGAAAUUCUCGAGGACGCAUCCUUGGAUUGUUCGAUUUCCAAGUUUGAUUUUCACCUACUUCAAACGGCGGGCCUAAAAGAUUGGUAGGCGACUCACGUGCUACUCACCGGUUCUGCGAUGAUUACAAGGCAUCGAUGUUCUCGUUUAAUCCUUAUUGGGUUACACUUCUUUCUCAAUAUACCGGACAUCUGUCAUGUUCUCGGACAUGGUCGACUUAUGGAUCCUCCAGCACGUAACAGUAUGUGGCGAUUUGGAUUUCCAAAUCCAGUGAAUUACAACGACAACGAGUUGUUUUGUGGCGGUUACGCAGUUCAGUGGGUACAAAAUAAAGGUCAAUGUGGGGUAUGUGGUGAUGCAUAUCAUUUGAGCGAGCCGAGACCACACGAAGCGGGUGGUGAAUUUGCGAAAGGAACUAUAGUUAGACAUUACACGGUCGGCCAGGAAAUCGAUAUCGAAAUAGAAUUAACAGCCAAUCACAUGGGAGGAUUUGAAUUGUAUCUUUGUCCAAACAAUAAUCCAAGAAGCGAAGCAACUCAGGAAUGUUUCGACAGAUUUCCUCUUUACCUGUCAGGUACGCGGGACGUACGUUUUGAAAUUCCAUUGGAUUCAGAAAAAAAAGGCAUUUUUCGUUACAGUGUAAUGUUACCACCUUACGUCACUUGCAGUCAAUGUGUAAUCCAAUGGAGUUAUUAUACAGGUAACAUGUGGGGUACUUGUGACAAUGGUACAGAAGGAGUAGGAUGUGGUAGACCGGAAACAUUUAGAAAUUGUGCAGACGUUAGCAUUGUGACAAGUACAGCAGGAGUUCCGCCAUCCUUCGUGCAAAAUGAUAAUCCUUUCUUAUUAUAUUACAGAGAUAUUACAUCUCCAAAUAAUAUAUUCCCAUUGAUAGUAAGAUCUCAAGUUUGCGUGCCGACGUAUCUUUAUCGUCGUAUACCUGGAAUGAAUGAUUGGUGUCAAGCAAACUGUCUUCGUUAUCCACCAAAUUGUCCUAACUCAAUUUGCCAUUGUCCUGAAGUUUGCGAUGCGAUAGGUGAACUCGAAGGUAGAGAAGGUGCGAGUGUUUAUUGUAUGGACAAGUGUUUAGUGUAUCCACUUGAUUGUCCAAGCCAUCGUUGUCGUUGUUAUUAACGAGAAUAAUAACAACAACAAAAAAAAAAGGAAUAAAAAAAUGAUUUAUCGAUCUUCCAUGACAGUGUCUAGCUGCCUUUUCGAAACGAUCAAAUAUUUGUUGACAGGUAAAAGGCAAACGAAUGAUUAUUGUAAUACUCAACUAAUUAACAUAUUAGACUCUUGAUUCUAGUUAUCUUUCAUAUCGCUUCACGCAGUCCGUGUGUGUGUUUGUCUUUUUUUUAUAUAUAUAUAUAUAUAUAUAUGUUUUUUUUUUAAUUUUUUUUUAUCAAACAAAGAGAGAGUCUCGUAUCGACUGUUGUUUUUUAUACGUAGAAAUGUUAAUUAGAUAAGUAAACUCUUGAAAUCGCAGAUGAGAGGAAUCUAAAGGAUUUCAAAUAACAAAAUUAAAAAAUACUCUGCGAUGGUUCCUACCAUUGUAUAUUAGAAGAUAAUAAAAAUGAUUGCUGUAUCAUUCUUCUUCCUUUCUUUGUUUUUUGUUUCCCUAUAUUGGAAAUAUUGAAAUGUAAAUUAACCCUUUUGUUACUAGCGACUGAAAUACAGGUCAUCAGUACAAUUACCGACCCACAUAAAGAUCGUAUAACAUACGAAAAGGUUAAUAAAUAAAUAAAUUAAUAAAUCAAUCAAUCAAUAUCUAUAUAGUAGGAAUAUCUAAUCUUGUUUAUAGGAAAUGUAAGGGUCUUGAUUAAAUGUAAUCUACAUAUGUGUAUAUAUAUAAAUUAAAAAAAAAGAUAAAAUCCGUUUUUCUUCUCGAUCGAUAUAAUGGCACUAUAAUAUUUUUAAUAUUAGGACAUUGUUCUAUUGACAGCUUAAAAUAUUACGCAUAUAUCACAUAUUAAUAUGUUAUAUGUUAACGAUUAAACGUAUUCUGCGUUCUUAUACAUAAUAUACAAUAUGCAACUAUGUUUAACGAAACGAUUGAUUAGUUUUAUUUUUGUUUAAAAUCAUCGCGUUAUUAUUGAAAUAAUGAACGCUAUAACACCGUAUGGGCGCGAAGUUUUCUUCAGGGUCUUUCGUCGUCGUAUCGUAAUUGUCCUUUCAAUUAAUUUUUCGUUUAAUCUCUCGUCUUCUUUUUAAUAAUUUUUCUUUUUUCCUUUUUUUUUCUUUCUUCUUCGGUGGCAUCGUACACACGCAGCAGGACACACGCGUAAGUAAUUAUAAUACUUACGUUAAAUUGCAAUGAUUCAAUCGGAAUUGUUCGGAUCUGUUUGUUUAAGAGAUCGCUAGUUGUUCAAUUUUUAAUUUAAUUUUCUUUCUUGGUUUUGUUUUUUUUUUUUUUUGUUCAAUGGGAUUUUCUUUUCUCUCUUUUCGUUAACACCUUUAAAAAACUAUAUACACUAAAGCUUUUUAUCGUCUAUAACGUUAUUAUCGACUAACUAGUAACAUUUUUUGUUUCCUUCUCCGUUUCUUCUUUUUUUCCUUUUCUUUUUUUUUUUUUUUUUAUUUCUUUUACUUUUACGAAUUUUUUAUCGUCACUUACACGUCGUAAUAAGUCAUCGCCCAAAAAGUGUGUGUACGUGUGUUUGUGUGUGUAUAUAUAAUAAUAACAUUAAACGCAUUCUCGAAAUUACAAAUCAUACCAGAGACGCACUUGGCAACUACCGUGACAUUUGUAAAAUUAUAAUA